AUGCGACAGCUUCUCAAAGAGUUACCACACUGCCUCAUUAGCGGGGCGCGAGUCGCGGAGCUGGAGGAGAGGCUUCAAGAUGAGCGCAUAAUCCUUACAAAGAGUCAACGAGAGAACUGCGAUUUGGCGCUGGAAAUUGAGAUGCUCCAGGAACGCCUGGAAGAAGCUAACGAGACCAUUUCACAGCAUGUGGACACAAUUCGACGCAAAGAGGCCGAACUUUCAAUGAUCCAGAAAGAACGUGAUUUGCUGAGACACACGCAGGAGGAAGACACCGCUUCCCUCCGUAAACGCUACCAAUCAUCUAUAGACGAGCAGAAUCACGAGCUUGAUGAAUUCCGACGCAUUAAGCACAAGUACGUCAUCCCUCACUUUCCAUUUUCCUUGUCUGUCUUUUAUUUUCCUCAAUCGCUUUCCAUAACUCCUAGAGAAAGGGUAGGAAUAAACGCAAAUGGAUGCGGUAACUCGAUGUGUUUGACCUCGUUUACGAGUUUUGGUUGA
Hydatigera taeniaeformis is the source of this 501-nucleotide messenger RNA. NCBI's taxonomy places the organism in Eukaryota, Metazoa, Platyhelminthes, Cestoda, Cyclophyllidea, Taeniidae. The record is from the annotation of a GenBank genome assembly.